Drosophila santomea is the source of this 1154-nucleotide messenger RNA. RefSeq names its product alpha-tocopherol transfer protein-like. Lineage: Eukaryota; Metazoa; Arthropoda; Insecta; Diptera; Drosophilidae. Gene Ontology annotation, molecular function: phosphatidylinositol bisphosphate binding. The record is from RefSeq and is a predicted model, not a curated record. The transcript is spliced from 3 exons. The coding region runs from base 110 to 1075 and encodes 321 amino acids. Gene Ontology annotation, cellular component: membrane.
CAUAGUACCAUGCAGCGGUCGUAUAUUCCCAAUCCGAUUCGCCGCCGCGAUAAGAUUAGAUUAGGGGCCACCCACCACCAGAUGGGGGAGCAAUGGAUAGGCAAAUUAGAUGGGCCAAAUGGGCGAUCAAACAGCGCAUAGCCGUCAUACCAAAAUGCGACGUCCGCUCUCGCCGACAUUGGCCAAGUUGGCCGAGCAGGAGGUGAACGAGACGCCCGACAGGAUUCAGCAGGACAUCAUCAUCCUGCGCGUGUGGAUACGCCAGCAGCCGCAUCUGCGUGCUCGCACGGAUGUGGACUUCCUGAUCGCGUUCCUGAGGCGAUGCCGUUACAGCUUGGAGGAGACCAAGCGGAGGAUUGAUCGUUACUUCACCCACUACAACCUAUUUCCGGAGAUCAUGAAUAACCGGUGUGUGACACAAAGACUGCUGGACAUCAAUCGCAUGGGAAUUUGCCUCUAUCCGGAUAUGCCGAAGGGCGAUAGUCGCACCGCCAUGUUCAUAGCCCGUUUUGGCCACUUCGAUCCCAAUCUGUACAUGCUGCGCGAGAUCUAUCACUUCUCCUCGAUGGCCAUGGAGGUGAUUGCGCUGGAGAAUGACUAUGCCUCGCUGGCGGGCAUCUGCGAGAUCAUCGAUCUCGAGGGCGUCAACUCGGAUAAGAUGCGCCGUUUUGAUAGGGUUCUAUUUCGCAAAUGGUGGAACUGGCUCUACAAUUGCAGUCCCCUGAAAGUGAAGGAGAUGUACAUCAUAAACAUGCCCAAGGAUAUUCAGGGUACCGUCAUGUUUCUGUACAACGUCCUGAGCAUGCAAGUCAACUAUCCGAUACGCGUUCUGAAGAACAGCGAGGAGCUGAUCGAGCACAUUGGCAAGGAGUCGCUGCCGGAGGAGUAUGGCGGCACCAAUGGCCACAUGGGUGAAUGUGUCGCCUACAUGGAGGACCUGUUGAACAGCUAUCGUGGUUACUUCGAGCAGGACUGCAACUACGGCACCAUUGAGGAGCUGCGACACGGCGAAAUAGCCACCUAUGAAGCGGAAUUUGGAGCCAGUGGCUCCUUCCGUCGCCUCAACUGGGAUUGAUGAUACUAGUCCCGGAAGCGGGAAACCUAGCAAACGCCCUCAAUCUCGCGUUUAUCCAUACCAAACAUUCCACACGCUG